This is a messenger RNA of Symbiodinium sp. CCMP2592, 1278 nucleotides long. The record is from the annotation of a GenBank genome assembly. NCBI's taxonomy places the organism in Eukaryota, Dinophyceae, Suessiales, Symbiodiniaceae.
AUGGCUGCGCCGAGAAUGUUGAGGCCGCUUCGCGGCACGGCGAUCCUCCUCCUCACCAUCGCCUUAAGCGUUUUGCUUGGCGAGCAAAGCUUCGCCGUGCCGCCGACCACGCGAACGCGGACAACGGCCGGCAUCGAGGGCGUCGCAGAGCCUCUUCCGACCUCCUCGUUCGGAAACUUUGCCGGCAGAAGCUUCCAGUCUUCUCGACCGCAGGACAAAGUGCCAGAUGAUUCGCGUGCAACAGAUGCAGUCUCCUUGGCCUUGGCAGCGGCGGGCUGCGCAGUCGCCAUGCGAGCAGCCUCCGAGGCGUCGGAGGCUGCAGCGGAGGAGCCGACAGAGAGCAAGAAGGAGAAGAGCUUCAUGGACAAGUUCGGUGUGAUCGUCUACAUCGUGUUGUGGUAUGCCUUUAACAUUGGCUACAACAUCUACAACAAGAAAGCUUUGAUUUCGUACCCCUACCCCUGGGCGUGCGCACUUUGGCAGAUGUCCUUCGGAUGGCUGAUCUUUGUGCCUCUUUGGAUCCUGCGCAUCCGCAAGACUCCGAAGCUCACCGUCUCCCAAGCCGUGACGCUGGCGCCCUCCGCGCUGGGCCACUUGGCGACGCACGUCGGUGCAGUUAUCGCCUUCUUUGCUGGGGCGGUCUCCUUUGGCCACAUCGUGAAGGCCUCCGAGCCGGUGGUCUCCUCCUUCCUGAACUUCGCCUUCCUGGGCGAGGUGAUGCCUUGGCAAGUGUACGCUUCCCUGCUUCCCAUUAUCGGUGGUGUUGGCCUGGCAAGCGCUUCGGAGCUGUCCUUCAAUUGGCUGUGCUUCGGGGCCGCUAUGGGCUCGAACUUGGGAUCUGCUUCCCGUGCAGUCUACAGCAAGAAGGUCAUGAGCGGGGGCGACAUUGGUGAGAACAUGGACUCAGCGAAUGUCUACGCAGUUCUGACCAUCAUGGCGACCUUCAUGCUGAUCCCAAUUUCCCUCUUCAUUGAGGGGCCAAGCGCCAUGCUGAAGGGCUUCAAGAUUGCUUACUCCGCAGGAGGCAUGUCCUUCAUGUGGCAGAUGAUCCUUAGUGGCUUCUACUACUACAUGUACAACGAGGUAGCUUUCCUCGCGUUGGGCAAACUGGACCCAGUGUCCCACGCCGUGUGCAACACCAUGAAGCGAGUAGUGAUCAUCAUCACUGCGAUCUUCGUCUUCCGGAAUCCGGUGACGGGCCUUGGCGUCCUGGGCAGCAGCAUCGCCAUCCUAGGCACUCUGAUCUACUCCCUGGCCAAGAACAAGUACGCGAAGUGA